Molecule: messenger RNA, 663 nt
Organism: Nannospalax galili (Upper Galilee mountains blind mole rat)
Lineage: Eukaryota; Metazoa; Chordata; Mammalia; Rodentia; Spalacidae
Product: NKG2-A/NKG2-B type II integral membrane protein-like
Biological process (GO): positive regulation of natural killer cell mediated cytotoxicity; stimulatory C-type lectin receptor signaling pathway
Source: RefSeq, a predicted model, not a curated record
AUGAGCAAUGGAGGAGUCACCUAUGCCGAACUGAAUGUGGCUAAGGAACCAAGGAAGCAGCAAAAGAGACCCAAGAUAAUUCAAAGUUGCAUCUCAAUAGCGGAGUAGGAAAUCACCUAUGCUGAACCUUCAACGUGCGACUCAGGAGCAUCCCGAGAAUGGCCGGGACUGCCUCUGCAAAGGGUGGUAGCUGGGUGCGGAGGCGUGGGUAGAAGUGGGAAUCUUCCAUCACCUCCAGAGAAGCUCGUUGCUGGGCUCCUGGGGAUCAUCUGCUUUGCCUUGACAAUCGCCUUGGUGGUAACAGCCACAACUGUCACUUCAUAUCCCAAAGUAAAGGAGCAGAUGAACUCUUCCCUGACAAGAACCCAUAAAGAUAAUAAACAUUAUCUUUCUCCAGCAAACCCAUGUACCCGUUGUCCAAAGGACUGGUUAACAUAUUCCCACAACUGUUACUAUAUUAGUAAAAAAAAAAAAACUUGGAAUGAGCAUUUAGUGUCCUGUGCUUCCAACAAAUCUAAUCUGCUGUACAUAGACAAUCAAGAAGAACUGAUUAUAUUUGUAACAUUCAACCUUUCUAGCAGAUUACAUAUUACACAUGUCUAUUUCUGUGAAAUACCAAUGGGCAAACCCACAGAAAUAGACAAGCGGGCAAUAUUUGCCUAG